Messenger RNA from Naegleria lovaniensis, 1467 nucleotides. RefSeq lists its product as uncharacterized. Gene Ontology annotation, molecular function: protein binding; protein tyrosine/serine/threonine phosphatase activity. The coding region runs from base 1 to 1467 and encodes 488 amino acids. The record is from RefSeq and is a predicted model, not a curated record. Gene Ontology annotation, cellular component: cytoplasm. Gene Ontology annotation, biological process: protein dephosphorylation. The transcript is spliced from 3 exons. Lineage: Eukaryota; Heterolobosea; Eutetramitea; Acrasida; Naegleriidae.
AUGAAAAAACGACGAGCAUCCCUUGAUAUCAAUAAUCUCAGCAUUACUAGUAGUCAUCAUCGAGCGUCGCCAUCAUCAUCACCCUCUUCUCCCUCUUCGUCAUCCAAUCAUACUUCCAACCCGAAUAAAAAUUCACAACAACAAACCGAAGAUGAUGAUGAUUAUGUACAACCAACAACAACAUCACGUUCCACAAUUUCCAAACCCAAUCGUAAACUUAUGAAGAAUGCUAAAUCGAAAAGGAAAAAGGAAAUGGUGUUGAAUAUUUGUCCUCCGAGCAGUCUAGGACAUGACUCGUUAGGUGAUGAUGAAGAUAUGGAUGAAAAUGGAAAUUUCCAUGAAUCAUCCCAGCCCAGAUCUGCUUUGCUGCCAUCAAGCAUUGAUUAUUUUGCAGAAGAUGAAGAGAAUUCAGACAGAUCAUUACCAUCUCUUUCACUACCCGAUGAUGCAGAAAACAUCAUUGAACGAGAGAAGGCUCUCACGUUAUCAGAUAUUCAAGAUAUUGAAAAUCAAUAUCAAGGAGGUACCUUUUUCUAUGGACUUUUUCAAAAACACUCUUUCCAAAUGCCUUCGGAUAUUGAAUCUAUCUGGGGUUAUUUAGAAACUGUGGACAUUAUUUUUUAUUUUAAAUCACUUCCCUAUUUGCGAGAGAUUAGUUUUGCAAAUAACAAAAUUAAGGAACUUGUACAUGGCGAUUAUUUAAAUGACUCUACUCGCGUGAAAGAACUAGAAAAAAUUCUACCCAAAUCGCUCAUUGAAAUUGAUCUCUCAUGGAAUUACAUUUCACAAUUUCCUUCUCUUGAGCUAAUUACGCUACUCCAAAAGAAGGGAAUUAAAUUUGACAUUCGAUUCAAUUGUAUUAGUGAACUACCAAAGGAAUUUUUGUAUGAGGCUGACGAAGCUCUAAGCGAUUCCGAAUAUUCCAAACCAAAGUCUAAAACCACAAGCAAAUUUGUUGCACUCAAUCAUAAUACCUUAUUUGACCUCAGAAAUACCAUUCCAAGCAAAAUUCUAGAUAAUCUCUAUGUGGGCUCCAUGUCAUCAGCUAGAAAUGUACAUUUACUAUGUGACGUGCUGAAUGUAAGAUAUGUCCUCAAUGUUUCAAGUUUUGUCAUGGAACCAGAGCAAGGAUUUAAAGGGAAAAAAUAUGAAGAAUUCUUUGACCGAGUUCUCAAUUUAGAGGUGCUCGAUGAUAGUCAUCAAGACAUUAUUGCCAUUCUGGAUGAUUGUUUUCAAUUUAUCGAUGAGGCAAGAAAAGAAAAACAAGUUCCUGUUAUUGUACACUGUGUAGCUGGUCAAUCAAGAAGCGUGUCCAUAGUCAUUGCAUACGUGAUGCGAGAGUUGAAUCUCAACUUUCAACAAGCAUUUGACUAUGUGAAAGAAUGUCACACUUUUUCUCAGCCCAACGUUAAUUUUCAAAUGCAACUCUCAUGUUUCAAACCCCAAAAACAACAAGGAGAAAAAUAA